This is a messenger RNA of Armigeres subalbatus, 844 nucleotides long. It is a transcript of the gene DCTN6-p27, whose product is annotated as dynactin subunit 6. Lineage: Eukaryota; Metazoa; Arthropoda; Insecta; Diptera; Culicidae. The record is from RefSeq and is a predicted model, not a curated record. The transcript has 3 exons. Gene Ontology annotation, cellular component: dynactin complex. Gene Ontology annotation, molecular function: dynein complex binding. Bases 160 to 735 code for a protein of 191 amino acids. Gene Ontology annotation, biological process: mitotic spindle organization.
AUUGUUUUUAUUUCUCGCUUUGCGUCGCCUCUCGCAAACUUUGAUUCUGUUUUGUUGUCGACGUCGUCCAACAGUACUUCGCGAAUCAAUAUCCUGAUUUUCUAUAGCGAUAAUAAUUAAUAUUUUUUUGGAAAAGCGCUUUCAAAGUGUAACGUAAUUAUGAAUAUCAAGAGCGACAUCAAAAUCAUGCCCCGCUCGAUGGUGUGCGAGGACAGCAACCUACGUGGUGACAUCACCAUUUCCAGCGGAUGCGUAAUCCAUCCCAGCACGACCAUCAUUGCCGAAUCGGGUCCGAUCGUGCUGGGCGAGAACUGCAUUGUGGAAGAGUACGCAACUAUCGUGCACCGGAUCCCGAAGGGGCACCCCUCCUAUCAGGAUGCGUUGGAUGGCAAUGUAAAGCCGUUGGUAAUCGGACCGGACAACAUCUUCGAGGUGGGUUGUACGGUGGAAGCGCUCAAGAUUGGCGAGCGCAAUGUGUUCGAGUGCAAGAGCUACGUGUCGGCCGAUGUGGUGGUCACGAAUGGGUGCGUGAUUGGCGCCGGAUGUCGGCUGGUGGGGGAGCAAGUGCUACCGGAGAAGACCAUCAUUCAUGGGAAGCAGUGCCAGCAGCGGGAAGCGAUUGAGAAACAGAAGUCUCAAAUGGUACAGCUGGAUUAUUUACGAAAAAUUUUGCCUAAUUAUCAUCAUCUGAAGAAAGCUACCUAUGACCCGAAGAAAGCCAGAGCGCAAGUUUGAAUUCAUACAGGAUUAUGAAGUAUUUGAAUUCCAUCUCUAUAUAAUUUAAUUUUCUAUUUAUUCUAAUUAAAAAUCAUGUUUGAACUUUUUGAUCUAUUACUACAUGUAA